AUGGCCGCCGCAGGUUCAGGAGGCAAGAAGCGCGUCUCCAACUUCAAAACGACCGCACGAUCCAAGCGCCACAAAGUCGGUACUUCGGGGACCACACCCAAGAGCAAGUCCACCUCGUCGUCGUCUUCGGCCAAAGUCGACUCGCUCGCACCGAACAAGAACGGGUCCGCGUUCCCUAGUGACCGGAAGACCCGGUUCGAGGAGAAGGGGAGGGGGAAGGAUGGGAAGGACAAGAAGGGGAAAGGGCCUUUGAGGUUUAUUGAGAUUGUGGGGCAGAAGCAGAGUACGAGGGAGAGCAAGGAUGAUGGUCAGGACGACGACGACGACGCCGACGCCGGGGAGGGGGAAGAGGGGUCAAGUCAAUCAGAGGGGAAUGAGAGUGAGGAAGAUAUGGGCAUGUUGGUCGAUCAGGACGUCGAUGAGCAAGGGGGAAAGUUCUUGGUCAAAUUGGACAAGAAGGGGAUAGCCACGUCAGUUUUUCACUCUCCACCCGGUCUCCUCGCUUUCAGCAGCAAAUUCUCAACCCUCUCUUUUCCUCUUCUUCUCCGCAGUUCUCGACCGGCCAUCAAAGAAGCCUACCGUAAACAAAAACCAGCCUUACAACAAGCCCAACAAGCCUCGGCGCCUACCCAAACCCGUCUCUUGGACGGCAUCGAAAUCCCCGAAGCCGGGCCGACCAAGUCCGAGCUCAAAGCUUUGCGCAAGAAGGAGAACCGCCUCAAACGGCUCAAGGGGGAAUUGCCACCUUUGGAAGAACAGGACCUCGAUGAGGAAGGGGUACCGAGGAGUGGCAAGGAGCAUCCCGAGGGGGAGUUGAUUGAUGAUUUGGAGGAAGACGAUCUGGCUUUCGGCAGUGGCGACGAUGAUGACGAUUUGAGCGUCAUGAGCGAGUUGGAUGAAGGAACAAUCAGUACGAUGAGUGAGAUGAGUGAUUUGGAUGAUGAGGAUGACGAGGGUUUGUGGAGUGAAGAUGACGAUGACGACGACGAGGAUGACAGCGAGGAAGGGGAUGUGACUGAAUGGGGUGGAAUCGCCGACGACGGGCACGUGGAAGUCUCGGCAUCCGAGGACGAGGACGAGGACGAGGAUGAAGACGAUGAAGAGGAUGAAGAAGACGCCAGUAAUGUCCCGGAGGAAAAGGACUACGACAGCGACGAAGACAACGUCGACGCCAUUCCGUUGCCUCGGAAAAGGGCCAAACCGACCCGACCGGAAGACGACCUGGAAGCCGUAUGGGAACGACGACCCAAACCGCCCAAACCGCCCAAGGAACUCCCAACCAAACUCCCCAUCGUCCAGAACGGCAAAGUCAUUCGAUCCAAGGAGACGCUAGAAGGUGCCAGAGCCGACGAGGAGGAGGACGAGGAGGAGCCUGAGCCGAGGCGAUCAGAGCCCGAGUACCGUAGUGAUCCUUUGGGCCAGCGCUUUGGGCGACCUGCCGUUCGACAGUUGUUGGAGAUCAAGGACAAGAAGGCUCGGAUAGCCAAGGCGAGGGAGGAGAUUGCUGAUCUGGGAAGAGAAGCCAGUGGUACGGGGGAAGGAGAAGGAGGGGUGAGUGGUGCCAGAUCUGACCUAUCGACCGUGCACCGCACUGAUGAUUCCUUUGAUCUUCAAAUAGCUCAACUUGCUCAAGCGAUUGCUCUCAUUGACGGGUCCCAAGUUCUCCUCGUCGUCGUCGGCCCGAAGUGCGGGUGAACGGCCGAUCCUCGUCGACCGCGAGAUCCGAGUCAUGGCCAUAAUCAGCUUGCUCGCCGUCUUUGUCGACGUUGUGCCCGGCUACCGGAUUCGUGCUUUGACCGCGGCCGAAAAGGAAGUCAAGGUCUCCCAAAUGGUUGCUCGUCAACGCGAGUGGGAGGACGGGCUCGUCGCCGUGUACAAGCGUUUCCUCGAGUUUUGCGAGGCUGAAGUCUCAGCUAAGGACUCGCCCCUCUCCCCCGUCGCGAUCCAUUGCCUGUGCACUUUGGUGAGGGAGAAGCCGGACUUCAACUACAGCGUCAACAUCAUGGACGUAAUUGUCAAACGACUCGGGCGAAAGGGAUGGGACGAAGGGCAUCAAAUGUGCCUCGAGGCCGUUGUCCAUUUGUUCAUCCACGAUACGACGACGACGGCUUCCAACUCGUUGCAUCUCGUUCGACUCAUCUCCCGCCUUGUGCGAGCAAGGUCUUUUGCCGUUCGACCUGAGGUCAUCUCGACUCUGCUCAACUUGCGCUUGAAGGAUGAGCUGGGUGGGGGUCGCGUGCGAGCUUCGACCGAGGCCGUGUUCCGGGAAAGGGAAGGCCGCAAGGGUGUGGUCAAGUGGAACAAGGAGAAAUCGCACAAGGGGCGUAAGGGAGGGAAGGCCAAAGCCGCGAUGGACAAGAAGGGAAGCAAGAAGGCGCGCGAGGUGCGCAAAGAGAGGGCCAAGAUCGACGCCGAGAUGAGGGAAGCCGAGGGCGAGAUUGACCAGCAGGAACGCGAGCGCAACCAGACGGAAACACUUAAGCUCCUGUUUGCUCUCUAUUUCCGCAUCGUAAAACUUGAUUACCGAAGUCCGCUCUUGCCCGCUGCGCUCGAAGGGUUGGCGAGGUUCGCCCAUCUCAUCAACAUCGAUUUCUUCCGGGACUUGCUCGAGGUGCUCAAGGGCAUCGUCAAGCGCGGUGGCAUCCUCGGUGCCGAGUCGGUCGUCACCGAAGAGUACGAGGACGACGACGAGGAUGGAGGCGAUAUUGAGGAGCGGACCGAGGCGACGAUCCGUCGUAAUGACAUGCGCGAAAAGUUGCUGUGCAUCGUCACCGCGUUCGAGUUGCUCCAAGGCCAAGGCGAAGCGUUGAUGAUCGAUCUCGGCGAUUUCGUCUCGGCGCUGUACGCCUUGAUACUCCCCUUGUCGCUCUCACCGACGUUCGAGGAGACGCCGUACCUCGGUCGGAACAGCAUCACGACGACGAACCGGAUCACGGCCAAGCUGGCGCAGACCGAGGCCGAUCUCUUGUUCCGAGCGUUGGCGGCGAUCCACCUCACGCCGAGAUCGUUGCCUUCGCCGAUCCGCACUUUGGCCUUCUCGAAGCGACUGUUGUCGGCGUCGUUGCACUGGCCUGCGGCGUCUCAAUUGCGCGCGUUGACCUUUUUGCGGUCUCUGUUGAUCCGCGAACCCAAGUUGGAAGCGAUGUUGGAGACGGGCGAUCGUCGCGUCGAUGGCAAAUGGAAAGGGGCCGUCGAUGAACCCGAACGUGCCGAGCCCGAGGGGACGUGUUGGUGGGAGGCGGGGUUGUACCGGUCUCACCCGGAUGACAAGGUGCGGGACGAGGUGAAGAAGUUGGUUAAUUAUCAGCGAGAGUAG
Microbotryum saponariae is the source of this 3316-nucleotide messenger RNA. NCBI's taxonomy places the organism in Eukaryota, Fungi, Basidiomycota, Microbotryomycetes, Microbotryales, Microbotryaceae. The record is from the annotation of a GenBank genome assembly.